AUGCUAGACCUCCAUGAUCACCCCUGCCACCGCGAGUUGAAGUUGCCCUGCCACCACGAGUUGAAGCUGCCCUGCCACCACGAGUUGAAGCUGCCCUGCCACCACGAGUUGAAGUUGCCCUGCCACCUCGAGUUGAAGCUUUACGACCACCGCGAGUUGAAGCUGUACGACCACCGCGAGUUGAAGCUGUACGACCACCGCGAGUUGAAGCUGUACGACCACCGCGAGUUGAAGCAGCACGACCAGCGCGACUGGUUCGUGAGUUCGACGACCUACUGGCUUCACGGCGCGCAGCGUUAA
Messenger RNA from Phytophthora sojae, 300 nucleotides. RefSeq lists its product as hypothetical. NCBI's taxonomy places the organism in Eukaryota, Oomycota, Peronosporomycetes, Peronosporales, Peronosporaceae. The record is from RefSeq and is a predicted model, not a curated record. The transcript has a single exon. The coding region runs from base 1 to 300 and encodes 99 amino acids.